AUGCAAAAUACUAGUGGUAGGCGGUGGAGCUGGAGGUUGCGCCGUGGCAGCCAAAUUAUCCAGCAAAUUAGGCCAAGGGAAGGUGAUCGUACUGGAACCAGCAGAGGCGACUCAGCGACACAUCAAUGAUCUGUGGAAACGCUGGUCGAAGGAAUACAUCAGUUUGUUGCAUCAACGUCCUUCUAAGUGGAGAAAAAUUCCGACAGAUUUCAAGAUUGGUUCAACGAUUCUUUUGAAACAGGAUAAUACUCCUCCCAAACAAUGGCCUCUUGGGCGCGUUAUUGCUAUCAAUCCCAGCGAAGAUGGAAUCGUACGAGUUGUGGAUGUACGUACUCAAGCUGGCAUUCGUCGCAGAGCUACUACAGAGUUAUGUUUACUUCCUCUUGAUGACUCCCUGAACGAAGACUGCAAGAAUCAUUUCCAAUCUAACGAAAAUGACCAACUCCAAUCAUCCGAUAUUUGAAUGCUGCGCUUCAACGAGGCCCAGGAUGUUACGGAUCUUCACAUAACAUACAUCAUCGUCAUCGUCAUAUUAUCAUACUAAGAAAUCCAAUUAAAAUAUGUUCACCUUUGCUAUCACACAUGCAUUUAAUAAGCGAAACAGAAAAAAUACACACGCACACUAUCACACACUCUCAUCUCGAAAUGACGAUUAAAAGUUACUCAGUUACUACUGAGCAAUCAUCGUGAUAAGACGCCCAUCUUUAUUGUUCCGAAGUUCCCGUUACGCUGCUGUUUGCUUCUUGGUGCUAAAUUGCCAUCUGUAAAUUCGUGGAAAGACAAUUAAUUUUGGCGAUACCCGUUGUUCACUAGGUCGACAAAGCUACCCUAUUUCAUUUGUUGAGACAACUAGUACUUGUUCUUAUUACAAUACCAAUGCACGGAAGUGUCAUGUGUUAACAUGAUGUUGAACAGCUUGAAAUCAUCCGCAAACGAUAGAUUCAUUCAGAAUCAAGUCGGUUAAGUAAAUUAAAAAGAGAAACGAUCAGGGAUGGCCACCCUGAGGGACACCAGAUCUGAUAGCUCAUUUUGAUAUCAUGCAGUCUCCAAUUUUCAAAUGAAUCUAAUUAAUGGAAGAUCCAAGUCCUUCUAGUUUAGAAACCAUUGUUCGAUGUUUAAUCUUAUCGAAGGCAGCGGAGAAAUCGAUGGCGAUUUCUUCAUUCUAAGCUAAAUUAUGAUUAUAGAUCUAUCGCAAAUAUGAUCUUCUCAUAUACAUGGAAUCACUACUACCAACCAAUGUUCACUCUAAUUGGAGGUGGAAUAAAAACCUUGACUGACAGCUUUCGGCCUAUGGGCAAAGUGUUGCCUACCCUCGCCAAAUGGCUUCAAGAUUCGGCAACAAAAUUUGAACCAGAAAAUAAUACUGUUUUCACAUCGAAGGGAGACAAAAUUGAAUAUGAAUUACUGCUGGUGGCCGUAGGUGUUCAACUGAACUAUGAUAAAAUCCCCGGGCUGGAGGAGGCUCUCUCGAUUCCGAAGAGCAAGGUUUGCUCAAAUUACUCACCGAAGUAUGUGAAUCGUACGUUUGAAGCGCUAAAAGCUUUCAAAGCAGGGAAUGCAAUUUUUACCUUCCCGAAUACUCCAGUAAAAUGUCCCGGUGCUCCUCAGAAAAUCAUGUACAUUGCAGAACACUACCUUCGGAAAUCAAAGAAAAGACAAAAUGCAACCGUUAUCUACAAUACGUCUCUUCCAGUCCUAUUUGGAGUCAAACACUACGCAGAUGCUCUAUGGAAAAUAGUGGAAAAACGUAAUAUCAAAGUCAACCUACGAACUAAUUUGGUUGAAGUUCUGCCUGGUCAAAAUAAAGCUGUGUUUCAGAAUUUGGAUAAACCAGAAGACAAAAUCACUACUGAUUAUGAAUUCCUGCAUGUAACUCCUCCAAUGGGUGCUCCAGAUGCGCUAGCUAGUUGUAAGAGUCUCGUGACGGACACAGGGUUUGUAGAUGUCGAUAAGGACACUCUUCAGCAUACCACUUUCAAAAAUGUAUUCGCUAUUGGUGACUGCUCGGGAUCUCCGAACUCCAAAACCGCUGCCUCCGUUGCUGCUCAAUCGCAAGUAGUGUACAAAAAUAUGAUGGCAGUAAUAGAAGGACAAAAUCCGACUCGAGUCUUUGAUGGAUACGCAUCUUGUCCACUGGUCACCGGUUACAAUACCUGCAUCAUGGCUGAAUUCGACUACAGUCUGACGCCUCUGGAAACGUUCCCAAUUGACCAAAGCAAGGAACGGUACUCGAUGUAUCUGAUGAAAAAAGACCUUAUGCCCCCACUCUACUGGCAUCUGCUAUUGAAUGGUUUGUGGAAUGGACCCGGCUUUGCUAGGAAAUUGAUGCAUUUUAGAAUCUAGUUCGUUUUAGUUAUCGUACUUUGAACAGUUUUUUUUUGAAAAUAAGCAUCAUUGAUGUCGUCGAUUGCAUUGUGUUGUAAUCGGAAUAAGUCGGGUACACACAGAAAAAAAAGAUAAUAAACUCAAGUUUAUUGUGCUUCGAGUUCAAUGAAAUUUUAUUUCGAAUCAAAUAUAUUUAAUAUUUUUCGUCUGUGAUGUUACUAAUACAUUGUUUGAUAGUUGUGAAAUCAAAGGGAUUUUUUUCAAAAUGUAUCAGUUUUAGAACGAAAUAGAAAAAGACAACGCAAUUGGAAAA
Messenger RNA from Malaya genurostris, 2638 nucleotides. RefSeq names its product sulfide:quinone oxidoreductase, mitochondrial (gene Sqor). NCBI's taxonomy places the organism in Eukaryota, Metazoa, Arthropoda, Insecta, Diptera, Culicidae. The record is from RefSeq and is a predicted model, not a curated record. The transcript has 7 exons. Gene Ontology annotation, cellular component: mitochondrion. Gene Ontology annotation, molecular function: sulfide:quinone oxidoreductase activity; FAD binding. The coding region runs from base 1198 to 2343 and encodes 381 amino acids.